Messenger RNA from Erigeron canadensis, 1137 nucleotides. RefSeq lists its product as uncharacterized. Bases 1 to 1137 code for a protein of 378 amino acids. The record is from RefSeq and is a predicted model, not a curated record. NCBI's taxonomy places the organism in Eukaryota, Viridiplantae, Streptophyta, Magnoliopsida, Asterales, Asteraceae. The transcript has 3 exons.
AUGAAUGAGGAGCACAAUUGCCUAAGAACCAGAGACCUCCCACAAGCCAAUUCUACCUUUUUAUCAGAGCUUGUGAGUGACAUAGUGAGACUAAAUCCAGAAAUUUCUGGUGAAGCACUUUUAGAACAGAGAUUUCAAAUUACCAUUAGCAGGAUGUCAGCAUACAGAGCUAAAGAAAAGGCAGUGAAUAAGUUAAGGGGUGAUUUUCAUGAGCAGUAUGGUUUGUUGAGGGAUUACAUAAUGGAAUUGAAGCAAAAGAAUCCAAACACAACAGUGAAAUUAGCAUUUGCAUACCAAUUUGUGAAUCCUGCUACUACAACUAGAGUGUUUCAGAGGAUUUAUGUUUGUUUGGGGUCAUUAAAAAAAGGAUUUAAGGAAUUAGGGAGGGAAAUAAUUGGUUUAGAUGGGGCAUUCAUGAAAGGUCCAUAUCCUGGUCAGCUUUUGACUGCAGUUAGUGUGGAUGGAAACAAUGGGAUCUACCCUGUGGCAUAUGCACUUGUUGAAAGUGAAUGCAGAAAUUCAUGGGAAUGGUUCUUGGAAUGUCUUGGAGAUGAUCUAGAAUUGCCAAACAAUGCCAAUUUCACCUUCAUUUCUGAUAGACAGAAGGGGAUCCGGCAAGCUAUCAACAACUUGUUCCCUAGUGCUGAACACAGAUUCUGUUUGAAGCAUAUCCAUGAGAAUUUGAAGACUAGGUUUAGGGGAUGUGGCUUUAGGGAUCAUCUCUGGUUUACAGCAACUAGGACAACAGUUGUGGAAUUUGAGAGGGCAAUGGAGGAAAUUAGGCAGCAAGAUUCAGGGGUUUAUGACUGGUUAAGAGCCAUUCUAGCAUCCUCAUGGUCAAGAGCUCACUUUUCAGGAAGAGCAAAAUGUGAUAUACUUUUGAACAACAUAUGUGAGUCAUUCAAUAGUAGGCUGGUCAAAGGUAGAGAGAAACCUAUAAUAAGUUGUUUGGAGUUUGUAAGGGAAUAUUUAAUGAAAAGGAUAUGUGUGGUUCAAGGAGUCAUAGAUGUUUGUAAGGGUCCACUUACCCCAACUACAACCCAAAUUCUUGAGGUAAAUAAGGAAGCAGCUGAAAAGUACACAGUCAUCUUCAAUGGCACAAAUAAGUAUCAAGUGUCUGGCCCAUGGAAUGAUUAG